AUGUCUAACAAAGAAUUUAUAUUAAUAGAAAUCACUCUUUUAACAACUACGGUGCAAAGUCUGAUUAAUGAAGUAAGAAUAUUAAAAGCUAAUAAAUCAACUACACUGAAAGAUCAUGAUACCAAUAGAAAUUACGAUGAAUUGUAUGAUGAUUAUGAUGAAUCACAAAACGAAACUGAUAAUAAUAAUGAAGAACAUGACAAUUUCGAUGAUACAAAUAACAUUUCUG
Molecule: messenger RNA, 229 nt
Organism: Racocetra persica
Lineage: Eukaryota; Fungi; Glomeromycota; Glomeromycetes; Diversisporales; Gigasporaceae
Source: the annotation of a GenBank genome assembly